AUGGCUAUCGAUAGCGAGAGCACGCCUCACGACAUGUCCGAGCCGAAGACGGUCAGUGACACCACAUCGCCGAACACUGACCCGACUUCCCUCGGAGACAAGGACAAGGACGAGUCUCACCCUCGGAAGCGCCAGCGCGUCCGCCUGUCCUGUCUCGAGUGCCGUCGGAGGAAGCUGUCGUGCGACCGAGGCUUCCCCUGUGAGCGAUGCAUCAAGUCUGGCACUCCCGAGAGAUGCACCUAUGAGACACGGCCCGGCCUCGCGCCUCCCGCCAAGAACGGCCUGUCCCAGGGCGCUCUCUCGGCCUUUGACUCUCGUCUGUCAUUCUCAAACAGCAGCUUGGAUCUUUCUCUCUAUCGGAAGGAUUCGACAAGGGAUCAUGACCGAAUCCGCAGGCUCGAGCUCGAGGUAGUGCAGCUCAAGAACCUACUCGAGAAGCGUCAGGGCUCGGAGGAUGGUGGCCACUUCGCCGAUAUGUCCACGGCUAGCCACCGGCCGCCGUCGAGAGAUGUCGUCAAGGAGACGCCCAUACCUCAAUUCGUCCAGCAACACCAGCAAGCAGGCGCCGACGAUGAUGAAUUGCGUUUCUUCAGAGGCAAGGAGUUCAAGACGAGGUAUUUCGGACCCCAUAAUGCAUGCAUGGCCUUCAGUGAACUCACGGGGUUGACCCCUUUCAUGAAAGAAACUGCCGAGGAAUGGCUGAAGCCGCUUCACUUCAAGACCAAGGAUCGUGGGAAGCGGAAGAGGGAGCGCGAGGAGAGGUUCGCGCAAUCCAGUCCCGAAUUGGAGGCUUUGCUCCCCACCCGGGAGGAAACCGAUGCCCUGGUCUCUGUCUACCUCGACCAGUUCGAACAAGUCCACAGGAUCGUCCACGUCCCGAGCUUCCGCAAGGAAUAUGCAAAGUUUUGGGACCCUGCUGUGCCUCGGUAUGCGGCUUUCACAGCUCUUGUCCUGGCUAUGAUGUCCAUUUCAAGCUGCUUGCACGGCAACACAACGGGCAAAUACGUCGGCAUGGUGUCCCACUCGCAUCACAUGGCUGUGAAUUGGGUCAAGGCCUGUGAGGACUGGCAUCAGCAUCAGAGCCAGAAGCACCGAAAGCUCAUCCACUACCAGAUUGUCUGCAUGAUCUACUUGGCGAAGCGUGUCAACACCAUCAAGAAGAAGAGGUUUUGGAAAGACGCAGGCGCACUCGUCCAAGACUGUGUAUCUGUUGGCCUGCACCGGGAUCCGAGCCACAUUCAUGACAACAUCUCCGUGUACAACCAGGAGAUGAGAAGGCGCAUCUGGGCCACCAUUGUCGAGUUUGACAUGCAGGCUUCGUGCGACCAUGGCCUGCCUUCGCUCCUCAGUUCCCUCCACACCGAUGUUGAGCCGCCCAGCAACGUGGAUGACGAUGACUUCGACGAGGAUACAACCGAGCUACCCGAGUCCAAACCGGCGGACCAUUAUACCUACUCUUCGUAUCAGUAUAUCAGUCGUCAGAGCCUCCCGCUCCGACUGGAGCUGAGCCGCGUGCUGACUGGACGCCCCGACGAGCUCGAUUAUGAGCAGGUCAUUCGAUAUACGAACGACAUCACUCAAGAGAUUGACUCGCUCCCUUCUUGGGAUAUUAAUGCCGAUAAGGACUCGGAAAGCAAGCGCAAACCGCUCCUCGCCUAUACUCUUCUGCACGUCCAGUUGAGGCAGUACAUCAUUCCGCUGCACCAGCCCUACCUCAAACUCCGAAAGACGAACUCGAAGUACCAAUACUCGGAAAUCAUCUACUACAACGCUGCUCGUGAUAUGGUCCUCUUGCAUGACAAACUCACAGAGCAAGGGGUCCGCACUCUCAAUUUCCUGCGCGAGGAUGCGCUCACCCUGUCUAUCAAUCUUUGCAGUGUGACCAUGUUGCAAUCUAGAGGAUCGACAAACAUGAUCAUGGUGAAUGCGCAGCACACCAUAAAACUCCUGGAGAAGUGUUUGGCGAUGAAGGAGGAUCGUAUAAUCCGCUGCGGGAACGACGAGCCCUGGGGAUACUCUAUCAUGUGUGCGGCGUUUGGUCUCUUGGAAGCACACCUCGGCGAAAAAUCACCAGAGCAAGCCAAGGCGUCUUCGGCAGAGCGCUUCAUCAACCUCCACUACAGGCUUCUGGCAUGGCAGGAGCCACCGAAUCCGAGCCUCGGGCAGGGACAGGGCUUGGGCCCGAGCCAGGGCCCGGUCCCGCCCCCUCAAUGGAACAAGGGCAUAGUCGAGCCUCCUCCGGACAGACAGAAGUCCAUGACUCCUCUCUUCCCUGCCUCUCAAGCUUCAAUGGCCUCUAGCGACGGAGCCCUUCCUGUGCCCUGGUGGCUACCAAAUGCUACCCCUGCAGCUAUUCCUCCCUCACAACCCAUCAACCCCGACUUCAGCUUCGAACUUUUGGGUCUGAAUUUGAACGAGCUCUGGGGAGACUACUCUUACGAGGACUUCUCCUGA
This is a messenger RNA of Thyridium curvatum, 2454 nucleotides long. RefSeq lists its product as uncharacterized. The coding region runs from base 1 to 2454 and encodes 817 amino acids. Gene Ontology annotation, biological process: DNA-templated transcription; regulation of transcription by RNA polymerase II. Gene Ontology annotation, molecular function: zinc ion binding; RNA polymerase II cis-regulatory region sequence-specific DNA binding; DNA-binding transcription activator activity, RNA polymerase II-specific. The record is from RefSeq and is a predicted model, not a curated record. NCBI's taxonomy places the organism in Eukaryota, Fungi, Ascomycota, Sordariomycetes, Thyridiales, Thyridiaceae. The transcript is spliced from 5 exons. Gene Ontology annotation, cellular component: nucleus.